Messenger RNA from Sporisorium graminicola, 2394 nucleotides. RefSeq lists its product as uncharacterized. Gene Ontology annotation, molecular function: sequence-specific double-stranded DNA binding; DNA-binding transcription factor activity, RNA polymerase II-specific. Gene Ontology annotation, biological process: regulation of transcription by RNA polymerase II. NCBI's taxonomy places the organism in Eukaryota, Fungi, Basidiomycota, Ustilaginomycetes, Ustilaginales, Ustilaginaceae. The transcript has 3 exons. The record is from RefSeq and is a predicted model, not a curated record. Bases 1 to 2394 code for a protein of 797 amino acids. Gene Ontology annotation, cellular component: nucleus.
AUGCUCGUUACGCACACAUCGCUGUCGAGCAUGGUGAACACUUCUGUUGCAGGUGCCCUCCCUCUGCCGCCCAUUCUCCCCUCAUCUCCAGCAUCGUUCCGCGCACCACUGUCGUCGACAUACUCUUCGCCGCGGUUGCACCGACACCAUCCGUACCGACAUUCUCCACCGGCGAUGUCCAACGCCGCCGCAUCGUCCUCUUCCACCACCACCACCGCGAGCCCUGUUGCAGUCGAGAAGCAGCUUCAGCAGGAAGACUUUUCGCUGAGCGACGAGGAGAUGCUCCUGUGCGACCGCGACGAAGAAGAAGAAGGCACGGGAGUCGACUCGGACGAGGUGUGGUCCAACUGUUCGUCCGCCGACAAUGCUCGGCAUGGACAAGGACGCGCCCGACCGGCGACUCACAGCGACGCGGCUGCUCCAGGCAGUGGUAGGUGUCGCAGCACGCAACAGCACGACGCAGCAAGCACCACCAGCAGCAACGGCCGCAGCAGGAGACUGCUCUCGCUGGAACAGUCGAAAGUGCUCUACAAAAUUUUGGACAAGACCCACUUCCCAUCAACACAACUGCGCGAAGCAGCAGCCUCGCAACUCGGCGUCUCCCCGCGCAAAGUCCAGGUGUGGUUCCAGAACCGACGUCAAGUGGGCAAGAAACGAAUGAUGGAAGCGGUCACGUCGAUCGUCGCGACGCAGCCCACGAUCUCGCUCGAGAUGCUGCAGGAACAGCUGCAGGUGACGCUGUCUCCGAGCAAGCCGGAUGGCUCUCCUCAGGUGGUGAUGGUGGAAGAUGAACGCACGCGGGCGUGGAGACGCCACACGAUCCGGCUGGCGCUCAACCCAAGCGAGCAGGAGGAGGCCGAGUGCAAGGCGGCACUGCGCGAGCUCGAACGCGGCUGUUCGCGUGAUCCGAGGGAAUUUCAGUUUCCACUCCCUCACCACCAUCACCACCGCCACCACCAGCAAGCGCAGAGGGACAGGUACGCUGGUCCCGCGCCAGGGUAUGCUUCGGAGGCAAGGGAGAUGGAGUUGCGCCGUGCGGUCACGGGUGCAGACGGGCGGUCGCGUAUCCGGGCGACGCGGUCGGCGGCGACGUUGCGCAUCAGUGUCCCGAUGAGUUCGCCUGCGCCGCUGAUCGCCACGUCGACGUAUGCAGAUGUGCAGAGCGGCGGGGCCACGCCGACGUACACGGGCCCUGGCAGCGCGACGCACCUCGAGACACUAUCCGCCCGCACCCCGCGCGCUGCCGGCGGGGAAGGGAUGCUCGUCAUGCCACCGCUCACCCCCACUGCGGCACGCAGCGCGAUUGCGCCGCCUGCGAUCGUGACCAGUCAGAAGGAGAGCUUCAGCAUCCCCGCACUCCCGCCGCCUGCGCACAGGAUGAACGACGACCGACGAUACCUCUACCAUCACCAGCAGCAGCAACAGCAGCAGCAGAGGGCGAUACGGGUGGAACCGCAGUACCAUGUGCAGCAGCAGCAUGGGGUGCCGCGGCGCGAUCGGAGCGCCACUUUACCCGUGCAGGCGUGGGAUGCGGAAGCGGUAGCGGUAGCGGAAGCGGAGAACUUCCCGCGCCACGUCCGGGGCAGCAGCGCCGCCGACUGGUAUGCCGAGCAACACUCGCGCACCUACUACCACCAGCAGCCGCAGCAGCAGCAGCAGCAGCGGGCGAGGGUGUCGCCACCGUACCCGUCCACUGUGCCCAAGUACACAGGCGGAGACCGCGCGGUGCGCUACCGCUCGGCGACGGAAACACAAGCCGCAGCGCGCCUCGCCCCGUUGCUGCCCUCUAUGCACUCGAACACUGCCACCUCGUCCAGCUUGCCGGCCGGGGUGGCGCAGCAGCAGAGGCGCGAGAAGGAGAGGUAUGCGCCCUAUCCGCCUUCUCGCACGUAUCCUGCACAGCAGCCGCAGCAGCAGCAGUACGCGGGGAUGCUGCGACCACCGGACAGCGCGGGUCUGGCGGGCGGCAGGAGCAGGAGUAUCUCGACACCACUCCACCGGCCGCUGUUGGAUCUACGCCUGAGUAGUCCCAACCCGCGCUCGAGGGCGGCGAGGCGCGCACUGUCGCCUCCCGCCUUCACGUCGACGCGACGACGCGAUGAGGAGUGCGAUGCUUUUCCCGCGACCUCUGCGGCAGUCGCAAGUGGCGGAGGUGCUGGCACUCCGCCGCCGCCGUCGUCGUCAUCGUCGUCGUUGUCUCUGCAUCGCCACCUCUCCCCUCCAGAUCAGCCGCUCCGCCUGCGAUCCGCCACAUCCUCCUUCGAAUCCGUCCUGCGUCACCACCAGCAGCAGCAGCAGCAGCCGUUGGAACGGCACACGGCCAAUGCAGCUGCCCAAGCCGCCGAGUCGCGAUCGACGCUGAUGGACGUCAGGACCCUCACCAACGCUUCGUAG